AUGAUUGAAGGUUCUGACCCAUCCCGGUCUCCGAGUGCAUUUGAGCAACAUCUAGAAAGGGAGAUCAAGAUUGCUAAGGAGGAACAGAAGUUGAAGAAUUCUAGAAAACAGAAACGGAAAUUUGAUGCUACUAAUCAGAUGAGAGACGACAAUGGAUUUAAGAUACGAGUUGCUGAGGCUGGCGCUGAAGGAAAAAAAGUUACUGAUCCCGAGUACACAGUUGUCAUUGAUGGCCCAUUACGCAGAGUUGAACCAUAUGAGUUUGAAUACAAGACUUUCUGCAAGGAAAGAUGGAGAGAUAGAAAAAUUAUUGAUAUAUUUACUCAAGAGUUCAGGGACCAGGAGCCCGACCACUACAGGAAAACAAUUGCUAAAGGAGCCGUUUCUGUGAAUGGUAAACCAGCUAACUUAGAAACUAUACUCAGAAAUGGUGAGAUGAUCACCCAUAAGAUGCACAGACAUGAACCUCCAGUCACUUCUAGACCAAUAAAAAUUGUAUUUGAAAAUGACGAUAUCCUUGUCAUAGACAAACCUGGUGGAAUACCGGUUCACCCUACAGGGAGAUAUCGUUAUAACACAAUUACUAAGAUUCUAGAGAAGCAAAUGAAGAGAAGCGUACAUCCAUGCAAUAGAUUAGAUAGAUUAACAAGUGGAUUGAUGUUCUUGGCCAAGACUCCAGAAGGUGCAGACCAAAUGGCAGACCAAAUGAAAACUAGAGAAGUUACAAAGGAGUAUAUUGCCAGAGUUGUAGGUGAAUUUCCUACCGGUGAAAUAACUGUAGAGAAACCUCUAAAGUCAUACGAUCCGAAAGUGUCUCUUAAUAUCAUAUGUGAUGACACCAAUGAAGAUGAUGCAAAACCAGCAAAGACUGUCUUUCAGAGGAUAAGUUUUGACGGCCAGACUAGUAUAGUUAAAUGCAAACCAUUAACUGGUAGAACACAUCAGAUCCGAGUCCAUCUUCAAUUUCUUGGCCACCCUAUAGCGAAUGACCCCAUAUAUUCCAAUACUGAAGUUUGGGGACCAAAUUUUGAUUCAAAAAAAUAUGAAGAAAUUGUCCUUAAACUGGAUGCUUUCGGAAAGACGAAAUGUGCAGAGAGUUGGUAUCAUCCAGACGCUCAAGGUGAAGUCAUGAGUUCAUAUAGAUGCGAAGUAUGCGAUAUCCCACUAUAUACUGAUCCAGGUCCAAACGACUUGGAUUUAUGGCUACAUGCAUAUAAGUAUGAAUCAACUGAAAUCGACCCAGAUACUGGUAAGAAGAAAUGGAGCUAUAGAACAGAGUUACCAGAAUGGGCUCUAGCUCCAAAUAGAAAGUACAUGGUACAGGCCAUCGAAGAAGCUGACAAAUGUGGUCCAACAAAGACGGCUUUCAGCGUUGGUGCUGUCUUAGUCAAUGGAACCGAAGUGCUCUCUGUAGGCCAUUCAAGAGAACUUCCCGGAAAUACACACGCAGAACAAUGUGCAUUGGAGAAGUAUUUUGAGACCCACAACACAGACAAAGUUCCGCCUGGUACAGUAAUUUUCACGACAAUGGAGCCUUGCUCUUUCAGGCUGAGUGGUAACCUACCUUGCUUACAAAGAAUAAUGGCACAAGAUGGUAACAUUUCAACAGUGUUUGUUGGAGUCAUGGAACCUGAUACUUUUGUAAAGAACAAUACCAGUCUAACUGACUUGGAAAACAACAAUAUCAAUUAUAUCCAGAUACCUGGCUAUGAAGAGCAAUGUAAAAUCAUUGCCUUCAAGGGACAUGACGAAUAG
Molecule: messenger RNA, 1755 nt
Organism: Nakaseomyces glabratus
Lineage: Eukaryota; Fungi; Ascomycota; Saccharomycetes; Saccharomycetales; Saccharomycetaceae
Gene: RIB2
Product: bifunctional DRAP deaminase/tRNA pseudouridine synthase RIB2
Biological process (GO): enzyme-directed rRNA pseudouridine synthesis
Molecular function (GO): RNA binding; pseudouridine synthase activity
Source: RefSeq, a predicted model, not a curated record